Molecule: messenger RNA, 685 nt
Organism: Oncorhynchus masou masou (cherry salmon)
Lineage: Eukaryota; Metazoa; Chordata; Actinopteri; Salmoniformes; Salmonidae
Gene: fkbpl
Product: FKBP prolyl isomerase like
Exons: 4
Coding region: 77-685 (202 amino acids)
Source: RefSeq, a predicted model, not a curated record
ACCUCAUCGAAGAAGAAGUUGUAUUGUUUUGAUCCGUUGAAGUCGCACAUCGCCGAAAUACCGUUUGUCUGCAGUGAUGAAGACCUCCCAGGCAGCGGAGACAGAAGGCGAUAAGGUCACUUCCUGGGUGUCUGUGUGCCCCAGGGGCUUGUGGGAGGUUUGUCAGAGGAGGAAACGAGGGGCGGAGCCAACUGACCCCUCUAGAGACGUCUACCCCGGGAUUGGCUCUCUGUGUCAGGUCAGAGUUCAACGCCAAGGAGAACCUACAGCUGACCCGGAGCUGUCACUCAAACCUGACCUGCCAAUCGCAGUCCUUUCAGAUGCCCAGGUCCCACCCCUACAGCGCUCCCAGGGUACCAUGCUGCAGGUCCCGCUUGGUGAUUGGAUCAUUCUGAGGCUGGGGGAGGGGCAGUGUGACAUCACAGAGGGGUGUGUGGAGGGGAUGAGAGCUGGAGAGAAGUGUGUGGCAAUGCUGACUCCACUAACAGACCGACUCCGGGGAGGAGAAGAGGAGCAGAAGAGAGCAGGCCCUGACCAGUCCCUGUGCAUAACAGUAGAGCUCCAGUCCUUCUCUCCUGGCCAUGAGUCCUGGCAGCUGUCAGCUGGAGAGAAGUGGGGCUGGGUGAUGUCACACAAGCAGAGGGGGGGAGACCGGUUUAGGCCAUCAAACUCCUCAUCACCCUAA